AGCAAAAUGGCUGUGAACCCACUGGACCUCUGGAACCGUUGGGCCAUCCAGAUCCUACUGCUCUUCAGCCUCAGCCUGCAUGUCCUCCUCCUACCUCUUGCCGGAAUCCGGCGACGCAGGGCCUCCAUGUUCCUGAGGGUCCCUCUGUGGCUGGCAUACCACCUCGCUGACACGAUAGGCAUCUAUGCAAUUGGACUCCUCUCCCUGAGCAGCGCGCUGCGCGACCAUCGGCUCAUGCCAUUCUGGGCACCCUUCCUUCUCCUACACCGCGGCGGCCCGGACAGCAUCGCCGCCUACGCGUUCCAUGACAACCAGCUCUGGCUGCGCCACCUCCAAGUUUUCAUCGUCAAGGUGCUAGCAGCAACGUACAUCCUCUACAAGCAUCUCCCUCGAGAUGACACCUUCCUCAUCCUAGCCGCCUUGUUGAUGUGGGUGGUCGGCAUCGGCAAGUAUGCAGAGAGGGUUGUGGCAAUCAGGGGCGGUACCAUGAGCAACAUCCGAAACUCUCUCAAGAAGCAACCAAUCGCUAGGCCAUUACAUGUUCCACAUAUGCAAGCGUGCAACGGUGGAUUCUUGGCUGGAGAAAGAUCCCGAGCACAACACCUUUGA
Messenger RNA from Panicum virgatum (switchgrass), 609 nucleotides. RefSeq lists its product as uncharacterized. The transcript is spliced from 2 exons. The coding region runs from base 7 to 609 and encodes 200 amino acids. The record is from RefSeq and is a predicted model, not a curated record. Lineage: Eukaryota; Viridiplantae; Streptophyta; Magnoliopsida; Poales; Poaceae.